Messenger RNA from Nothoprocta perdicaria, 1496 nucleotides. RefSeq names its product aminoadipate aminotransferase (gene AADAT). Gene Ontology annotation, molecular function: pyridoxal phosphate binding; L-kynurenine:2-oxoglutarate transaminase activity. Gene Ontology annotation, biological process: biosynthetic process. The transcript is spliced from 13 exons. Bases 20 to 1297 code for a protein of 425 amino acids. The record is from RefSeq and is a predicted model, not a curated record. NCBI's taxonomy places the organism in Eukaryota, Metazoa, Chordata, Aves, Tinamiformes, Tinamidae.
CGGCGCUUUCACCAUAGAUAUGAAUUACUCCCGGUUCAUCACCUCUGUAAGUGCAGCAAGAAAAGCCUCUCCAAUAAGGCUUCUAACUGAACUGAUGCAAAGGUCUCCUCCAUCACUCAUCUCACUGGCUGGAGGGGCUCCAAACCCUAACACUUUCCCAUUUAAGAAGGCUACUGUGACUAUUGAGCAUGGAACUGCUGUGGAGAUUGGGGAAGAGCUGAUGAAGAGGGCUCUCCAAUAUUCCGCCUCUGCAGGGAUUCCAGAACUAUUGUCUUGGCUAAGAAAUUUUCAGAAGAAUCUGCAUAAUCCCCCCACAGCCAACUACAGUCCUGAGCAAGGACAAAUGGAAGUGUGCGUCACAACUGGCAGCCAGGAAGGCUUAUGCAAGGUGUUUGAAAUGCUCAUUAAUCCUGGGGACAAUAUCCUUUUGGAUGCACCUACAUAUUCUGGGACACUAGCAGCUCUGAGACCUUUGGGUUGUAACAUAAUUAAUGUGCCUAGUGACCAGCAUGGCAUUAUUCCAAAAGCUCUGAAGGAAAUUCUAUCUGCAUGGAGCCCAGAAGAUGUAAAAAACUGCAACCACAAUAUUCCUAAAUUCCUAUACACUAUUCCAAAUGGUUGCAACCCAACUGGAAACUCUCUGACCACAGAGCGCAAGAAGGAGAUAUACGAGCUUGCAAGAAAAUAUGAUUUCCUUAUAAUAGAAGAUGAUCCUUACUACUUUCUUCAGUUUGAAAAGCCAUGGGCUCCAACUUUCCUUUCAAUGGACGUGGAUGGCCGAGUUAUCAGGACUGACUCUUUCUCUAAAAUUCUGUCAUCAGGGUUGAGAAUAGGCUUUCUGACCGGCCCGAAGCCUCUGAUCGACAGAGUCAUCCUGCACAUCCAAGUAUCCACAAUGCACACCAGCACCUUCACGCAGAUUGUGAUAUCACAGCUUCUUCAGCAAUGGGGAGAAAAGGGUUUCUUGGAGCAUAUAGACAGGGUGGUGGAGUUCUACAGAACCCAGCGGGAUGCCAUGCUCAGUGCUGCUGACAAAUGGCUAAAAGGCUUGGCAGAAUGGUAUCCUCCUGCUGCAGGAAUGUUCUUAUGGAUCAAAAUAAAGGGAAUUUCUGAUACACAGCAGCUGAUCAUGGAAAAGGCUUUGCAGAAAGAAGUGUUGCUGGUUCCCGGCGGAGCAUUCAAUAUUGAUAUUUCAGAGCCUAGUGCUUACGUCCGAGCCUCCUUCUCUCUGUCUUCCCCAGCCCAGAUGGAUCAAGCUUUCAAGAGACUGGCUGACCUUAUAAAAGAAGCUAUAUGAAAAGGCACUUUGAGCAAUCCACAUCAUUUCCAGAAAACAUUUAAUUAAUAACAUCAGAUUUCAUUAGAACACUGAAAAGCCAGCACGAUGCAGUGGAUGUUCCCUUAGGUGGUACCAGUGGUUGGUUUCCAAACUUACACAAUCAGYAUCCCAAAAAGGUUUGUAGAGAAUGUAGGCAUGGAUAUUUUAAUAAUUACUA